AUGCCUCGCCAAUCCCGUGGUCCCGCUCGCGCCCCCGCGCGCCCUACCGUUCCCGCUCGCUCUGCCCCCGCCCCAACCCAGCAGCAGCAAACCCGCCCAGCAACCACCUACGCCGGUCCCCAAACUGGCGCCCCUAAUGCCGCUGCUUCCACCGCUGGUGCCCCUACCUCUCAGGGCCCAGGGCUGAUGGCGCAGAUGGCUUCUACUGCUGCUGGUGUCGCCAUCGGCUCUUCCGUAGGCCACGUAAUCGGAGGCGGCAUCUCCUCCCUCUUCGGCGGCGGCUCCUCCGCUGCCGCUGCCGACCCCGUCGACCAGGCCAAUUCGGCCGCCAGCCAGCAAAAUCAGACCUGGGGCGACAACUGCAAGGGCGCGACGACCCAGUUCACAAAGUGCAUGGACGACAACCAGGGGAACAUGCAGAUUUGCGGGUGGUACCUCGAGCAGCUUAAGGCUUGCCAGCAGGCUGCUUCUCAGUACUAAGUUUUUGGUCUUGGUGCUGGGAGUCAAGGGAUGAGAGAGAGGGGCUUUGAUGGUUGAAAAACUACGAUCGUUACAAGCUUUGAAGGGGAGGAUUGUUGAGUUUUGUGAGAUGGUGCGGUAGCGUUCAAGGUGGAAGACUUGUCUUUACAACAAGUUUGACAACCCACAUGCGAGAGCCAGUCACCUCACAACUCACUUGUACAUUAUAACCAACUACCACUCGGCGGCGCAAACAUCAGCCUGUCUUGGACAACAACAACAAAUUAAUACCCCUGUGAUUUGGAUUUUUGCACUUUUCUUGAGGUUGAGCAGAAAAACAGCAGCAAGAAUCCAUUCGGUUGAACUGAUCAACUACCUAAAUCCCCCCUACCCCUGGACACCAUUAAACCAAGUCGAAAUCCUAUUAGUUGCCACAACAAAAUAUCAAACUCCUACUCUUCAUCAUCCGGUCUCGGUUCAAAGUUCGUCUGUGAUCUAUGUUGGUAAACGUAUUCUCCCUUGAAGUUUGCAUGUCAAAGUCAACUUACCGAAUUCCCGUUAUAAAACUGCUGCUCACCCCUCCUCCUCACACUCUCCAGCCCGCCUAUACGACGAUCACCUCCUGUUGCUUGCCCUUGUCGUCCCCCACGAUUCGGACUCUGCUGCCUAGCCGCCUAUCAAACUGGCAACGAACAGAAUGAAUCCGAUGAACCGCUGGAAGAUACCCCCCCUUUCCCCUGCCGAAGUCGUCGAAGCGGCCGAGCUACCACUACUGCGAGAGUAAGCAGACGAGUACUUUGGCACCGGGAGCAAAAUCAAUGUUGCCGAGGGUGUCAGCUCCAGCUCCUGCAACGUCUUCUCCUCCUCUGUCACAUCGACCGUCUUACUAGGCAGCGGCGUGAGCAAAAUCUUGAAGUUGAAGGGUUCUUUCCCGUCUUUUCGAUUUUCUGUCACAAACUGCCGAACAUCUUUCAAAGUAUCCGUGCUAGAGAACCGGCUGCGGAGGGUAGACCCGUCGAAUAGCCUGACUUGGAUCGCGGCGUGGGAAGAGACUCUGUUCGUUCUCGGGAGAAGCUGGCUGGCGGGGGCAAGAGGGACUGUGGAAGCCUCCGCCGCGGCUUUCCUCUCGGCUUCGAGAGCUUGCUGGCGGGCUUUUCUCUCGGCUUUGUCGUCCUCAAUUUGUUUGAGGAUUCGCUGGCGUUCUUCCCUGGCUUCCUUUUGCUUCUUCUUGAGGGCUUCGGCGUAGGCGUUGUGAGCGGUGGGAGGUUUGGUUGGGUCUUCGACAGCUUUGCCCUUCUCUUCGCGGCGGCGUUUGGCUUCUACUUCGCGGCGUUUUUUGGCUUCGGCUUCGGCCUUCUUCAUGCGUUCUAUUCUGGCCGCGGUUUGGGCUGCUAGGGAUUGGGCGUGGGAUUGUUCGUUGGAGGUGGGCGGGGUUACUUGGCCUGAGCUGCUGGCGUUGGACUCUGUGAUGGGAGCUGGUUGUGUAGCUGUGACGGGUUGGGAAGCGGUAGUCGCGACGGGGGCUGCUGGUGGAACGUUCGGGGAAGCAACGGGCUCGGGCUGGGUUGGCGGUGGUGGAGGAGCUUCAACCGGAGCGAGGGCCUUGCGAAGUCUUUCUAUGAAUAGUUCCUUGGGCACACCGGCAGCAAUGUACUCUUUGAGUUGUCCGCUUCUGAUAGCCUGGUUAGGAAUGCCUCAAUGUACGCUCAGCACCCAACACUUACUUGAUUACCACUAGUGUUGGUUUCUUGGGCAAUGGGUAGAGCUGAGCGAGGAAGCCUUCCUCUUGUGAUCCGGCCACCAAACGAAGUGUCACAGAAGUGGACUUCAACAAUUCCACAAUCUGAUAUGUGUCCGGUCAGUAAACGAGCUUCCAAAAGCAUUGUUCGCCAAAACACACCUCUUCUUCCUUGAGAUACUCAUUCUCCC
Podospora pseudopauciseta is the source of this 2388-nucleotide messenger RNA. RefSeq lists its product as uncharacterized. The record is from RefSeq and is a predicted model, not a curated record. The transcript is spliced from 3 exons. Lineage: Eukaryota; Fungi; Ascomycota; Sordariomycetes; Sordariales; Podosporaceae. Bases 1 to 480 code for a protein of 159 amino acids. Gene Ontology annotation, cellular component: mitochondrion; nucleus. Gene Ontology annotation, biological process: mitochondrion organization.